Urocitellus parryii (Arctic ground squirrel) is the source of this 2010-nucleotide messenger RNA. RefSeq names its product SPOUT domain containing methyltransferase 1 (gene Spout1). Lineage: Eukaryota; Metazoa; Chordata; Mammalia; Rodentia; Sciuridae. Gene Ontology annotation, molecular function: miRNA binding. Gene Ontology annotation, biological process: maintenance of centrosome location; miRNA processing. Gene Ontology annotation, cellular component: mitotic spindle; kinetochore; spindle pole centrosome. The record is from RefSeq and is a predicted model, not a curated record.
GCACGCGGCGGAACAUGGCGGAGCGCGCGAGGAAGCGGCCCUGCGGCCCGGGUGAACAUGGCCAAAGGGUGGAGUGGCGAAAAUGGAAGCAACAGAAGAAAGAGGAGAAAAAGAAGUGGAAGGACAUGAAAUUGACAAAAAAACUGGAGAAGCAACGGGCACAAGAGGAGCAGACAAAGCAACAGAAGGAGGAGGAGGAGGCAGCUGCCCAGAGGGAAAACCAAGGACGGCCCUACACUCUUAGCGUGGCCCUGCCAGGCUCUAUCCUGGACAAUGCCCAGUCACCUGAGCUUCGUACCUACUUGGCUGGCCAGAUUGCCAGAGCCUGUGCCAUCUUCUGUGUGGAUGAGAUUGUGGUGUUCGAUGAGGAGGGUCACGAUGCCAAGACUGUGGAAGGAGAAUUUAAGGGAGUCGGCAAGAAGGGGCAGGCAUGUGUACAGCUGGCCCGUAUCCUGCAGUACCUGGAGUGUCCACAGUACCUGAGAAAGGCAUUCUUCCCCAAGCACCAGGAUCUACAGUUUGCAGGGCUCCUGAACCCCUUGGAUAGCCCUCACCACAUGCGCCAGGAUGAGGAAUCCGAGUUCCGAGAAGGCAUCGUGGUAGACAGGCCCACCCGACCAGGCCAUGGCUCUUUUGUUAACUGUGGAAUGAAGAAGGAGGUGAAGAUUGACAAGAACCUGGAGCCUGGACUUCGAGUGACUGUGAGACUGAAUCAGAAGCAGCUCCCAGAAUGUAAGACCUACCGGGGAACAGUUGUGUCAUCACAGGACCCUCGCACCAAAGCCGGUCUCUACUGGGGCUACACAGUCCGGCUAGCCUCCUGCCUCAGUGCUGUGUUUUCUGAGGCGCCCUUCCAGGACGGGUAUGACCUGACCAUUGGGACUUCAGAGCGUGGCUCAGAUGUGGCCUCUGCCCAGCUGCCCAGCUUCAGGCAUGCAGUGGUAGUGUUUGGGGGCCUCCAAGGGCUAGAAGCUGGAGUGGAUGCUGACCCCAACCUGGAGGUGACUGAACCCAGUGUUCUCUUCGACCUGUAUGUCAACACGUGCCCCAACCAGGGCAGUCGCACCAUUCGCACUGAGGUGAGCCCACCUGUGUUGACCUCCAGUCAGCAGCUGGGGGCCUCAGAUCUGUCCAAGGUAGUUAGCAGCUGGCCUGGUAGCCCAUCCUGGCCAAAGUGCYUUCACUGGAAAGGGACUCCUCACCCCUCACUAUCACAAACUGUGGCAGGGAGAUGAGUGCAGUGCAGGAGGGGUCCUGAAUCCUGGGUGCCAGUAUUAGUCCUGUGCUCCCAGUGGUCCCCAGGCAACCUGUGCAUCCCGUGUGGGCUUCUGUUUCUAUUACUGUAUACUUAGUGYUCCUCAGUGACUCCGGCUCUGCCACCUCCUCUCCUGUGACCUCAAUGGGUAUGGCUGCUGUCCCUUCAGGUGUCACCUGCAUCCCUGUCCACUAGGAAGCAUUGUGCCAUUGGAGCUGAAAGCCUCAGUGCGCUCACCUCUCACACAGAAUGCUGUCCUCGUGACAGAGGCUGUACUGCCUGUCAGUCUCAGUGGGGUGGUAGCUUCACAGAUAGCCCUGGUCUCCCUGACCCUGAGGCCCGCCCGGCCCAAGUGCUUGAGCCUGCCAGCCAUACCCACAGCAGAAACCCGACCCCACCCCUGACACCCAUUCAGGGAAGGUGGAGAACUCUGCCCAUGGCAUCACCUCCCCAGCCUAGGGAGGCUGGCAUUAGUACUGUCAUGCCCAAUUUCGAGAGUACACAAGAGCAGGGCGUGCUGCCUGCCACAGGGCAGAUCUCAGGAUGAACCUAGCUGGCCCUUAACCUCCCAGGGCCACUAAGAGCAGUCAGCUCAUGGGGUGGGGCCUGGGUGGUCAGGUAGGAGCUGGCACCCACCUGCCUCCCCGGCUCCAGUCUCGCAUUCUCUUCACUUCCAGGAAGCCAUACUCAUCUCUCUGGCAGCCCUGCAGCCCAGCCUCACCCAGGCAGGCACUCAGACCACCUAAAGGUUCCCA